GUUUUGCAAUUUACAAACAGAUUAUGUGUUAUGAGGUGGCUGGCGAAAUCAGCAUAGUUACUCUUGUCCUUGCUACAAUCGUUGCAAUCCUGGGCUAUGUCGGCGCCUUCUACCAACUGCAGCAAACCCACAAACGAGAUGCGCAGCCGCACAAAGCGCCGGAUCUUCCGCCACUCCCAACUAUAAGGCUAACAAGCACGCAGCUAAUGGGGUUCGAUGGGAGGCGGUCCGAUGGUCGCAUUUUGGUGGCUCUGAAGGGCAAAAUUUAUGAUGUAUCCUCAGAUAUAUCCGAGUUCGGGUUGGGUGGUACUUUGAAUCAUGUGGCUGGCAGAGACUUUACCCUGUAUCUGAUCAGGAUAAUGGAGUUGCAUGGAAAGCAGGUCGACUAUAUAGUACGCUGGGAGCAAAUACUGGGGACGAACUAUGCCAUGGUGGGAUAUCUGGUCGAUGAAGAAGGAAAUCCAAAAGAAAGCAACUGCGCCGUACACAACAAGCAUGAAGAGCAUGAGGAUAUGGCCAUAAACCGAAUAGAUAAAACAACAGAAACACCUCAAAAAUCAGUGGUUGAAGAUGUGUAAGUGGACAUUAUUAAUAUGCUAAGUAAAUGAGAACCGCUACAAGACGAGUCGAUCC
Molecule: messenger RNA, 633 nt
Organism: Scaptodrosophila lebanonensis
Lineage: Eukaryota; Metazoa; Arthropoda; Insecta; Diptera; Drosophilidae
Product: membrane steroid-binding protein 2
Exons: 3
Coding region: 24-578 (184 amino acids)
Cellular component (GO): membrane; endomembrane system
Source: RefSeq, a predicted model, not a curated record